Messenger RNA from Photinus pyralis (common eastern firefly), 1781 nucleotides. Its product is annotated as zinc finger MYM-type protein 5-like. The record is from RefSeq and is a predicted model, not a curated record. Lineage: Eukaryota; Metazoa; Arthropoda; Insecta; Coleoptera; Lampyridae. Bases 356 to 985 code for a protein of 209 amino acids. The transcript has 2 exons.
UGUUGCCAGCUUGCCACACCACAGUUGAGUUCAUUCAUCGCGCAUCGCGGCCUGUAGCCUGUAGUGUAGGCGCCUGGUGCUGUGUCUCGUGUCGUGUCUGUCAUACAGUACAAGCUGUAACACACAAACAGUGACAGAGUAGUAGCAGUAGGGAAUUAUUUAUCAGUUGAACUGCUAAACAAAUUAUGAUAUGAUUCUUUUCUCGCUGUUUUUGAAUGUAAUGUAAGUUUUGGUAGUUUCAGUAAGACAUCAGAUCAGUGCUAAUGCUAAACAAUUUAGUCAAAUUGAGUUUUGUAGUGACGAUUUUCAUUUUGAUUUUCCUUCAGGUUGAAGCAUUUAUGAACAAUUGGUGAAAAUGGACAAACGAUUGAAACGAAUGAGUGGAGCGGCUGGCAGAAAAGCAAGAAAAGAGAAAGAAGAAGCUGUGUUGAAGAAAGUUCGAAGAAUGGAGACAUUUUAUAAACCAAUAGAAAAACCUGAAUCUGAUACAACAGGUAAUGUUAGUUCAGUACUACUGUCUACAUCGCUCGAAUUGCCAAGUACUUCUGCUGCCACAAUACCAUCACCAUCAGCCACUGUAGUUUUAAAACAUCAGCUUCAGCCUGAAGUUGAUCAACUUGAACGAGAAGAGCUGCAAGGAAAUAUUCUUGACAGGGGAGAUCAGCGAGAUGAAUUAGAAAAGUCGUCUUGUGCAGUUAGUAACGAUCCAGCAGAAUGGGUCAUCAAUGAUGCUACAAUUGAUUAUCUGAUCUCCAGAGGUAGUAUCGAUCAGAAUUUAAAUGCUGAUUUUCCCGAAACAAAAAAAUUUUUUCCAACCCAGAAAAAAUUCAGAAGCCUAACUAGGAAUAUGUUCUUGCGUGAACUUCAGAAUGGUGAAAAACAAGUAGGAAAAUAUUUGAUAUACUCACCUAGCAAAAAAUCAGUAUAUUGUAUACCUUGUCGACUAUUUAAUGGCACUUCUGUCUUGGCUACAAGUGAUGGCUGAUUGGUCCAAUGCACAUCCUGUAUUUUCUCAUCAUGACAAUUCUCCAGAGCAUUAUAAAUGUGGAAAACUUCUUUUUGAAAGAUCUCGCGUUGCUAGUAGAAUUGACAAUCAACUUUAUGAGCAAAUUGAGCAGGAAAUCAGUUACUGGAGAAAUGUCUUGAAGCGAGUUGUGGCAGUUGUUAAAAAACUAAGCUCACGUUGCCUUCCUUUUAGAGGAUCAGAAGAAAAAUUUGGGAGCGUUCACAAUGGAAAUUAUAUGAUGUGCUUAGAGUUAAUAGCUGAGUUUGAUCCUUUUUUAGCCAAACAUAUUACAGAGUGUGGAAAUCCAGGCAGUGGAAGAACUUCAUAUCUUUCUUCUCAAAUAUGUAACGAAUUUAUUUCAUUAAUGUCGAAAAAAGUUACUGAGGUCAUAACUCAUGAAGUGAAGAAAAGCAAAUAUUUUUCAAUAAUUGUCGACUCAACACCAGAUAUAAGUCAUACUGACCAACUUUCAGUAAUUUUGAGGUAUGUCAAAAAUGUUCCUGUUGAAAGAUUUAUUCGAUUUCUACCAAAUGUCGGUCAUAAGGCCAAAUAAAUGGCGGAUGCUGUGAUUCUAAUUCUGGAAUCAAUGGAGUUGGACAUAAAAAAUUGCGUUGGACAAUCAUAUGAUAAUGCCACCAACAUGUCCGGCAUUUAUUCUGGCCUGCAAGCUAUAAUUCUCGAGUUGUGUGGUCUGGCUGAGUAUGUACCUUGUUCUGGACAUUCAUUGAAUCUUGUGGGAGCAGCUGCAGCUGAAUCGCAUCUACAGCUAGGUGGG